CUCGAAACAUAAUAAAACCCUUCCAUUUGACCGGCUUGACCAACGAUUGAGCUCGGUUUGAAGCUUCGGAAAUUCGUUGAGCCCUACUCUUAUCUUCCCUCAAACCCUCUUUCUUUUUAUUUUUAUUUUCUACUGUUUUACUCUCUUGCUUCAAGUACCCAGAUAUGAGUCGUCACCCGGAGGUUCUUUGGGCUCAGCGCUCUGAUAAGGUAUAUCUUACGAUUUCUUUGCCUGAUGCGAAAGACAUUUCUGUUAAAUGUGACCCUCAGGGGCUGUUUAGCUUCUCUGCCAUGGGAGUGCAAGGAGAAUCCUUCGAUUUCAGUUUGGAGCUUUUUGGUAAAAUAGUUCCUGAGGGUUGCAAAACUAAUGUUGGGUUAAGGAAUAUAAUAUGCUCAAUCAUGAAAGAAGAAAAAGGGUGGUGGAAAAGAUUGUUAAAGUCAGAAGAGAAACCCGCGCCUUACAUCAAGGUUGAUUGGAACAAAUGGUGCGAUGAAGAUGAUGAAGAUCCAAAUUCUGAUUUGGCCUCUGAUGACGAUGAUGCCACGUAUGUUGGUCAAGAAGAAGAAAGCAGCGAUGAUGAAGGAUUGCUGUAUCUUCCAGAUUUGGAAAAGGCAAGAGGAAACUAAGUAACAAAUCCUAACUAACCAUUCAAAAGUUGAAGGUACUAAGCUUUUCUUGGUAGCUAUCCUAUUUCAUGUGGAAUUAUAUAUGUAUAAUUUGUACUUGAAAGUAAGGUUAACCGCGGAUUAAGAGCGCUAAAUAAUAGUGAGUAUGUUCAACUUUUUCCUUAUAUUUUGGAUGGUUAUAGUCUCA
Gossypium raimondii (Peruvian cotton) is the source of this 813-nucleotide messenger RNA. RefSeq lists its product as hypothetical. The coding region runs from base 165 to 626 and encodes 153 amino acids. Gene Ontology annotation, cellular component: cytosol; nucleus. Gene Ontology annotation, molecular function: protein-folding chaperone binding; Hsp90 protein binding. The record is from RefSeq and is a predicted model, not a curated record. Lineage: Eukaryota; Viridiplantae; Streptophyta; Magnoliopsida; Malvales; Malvaceae. Gene Ontology annotation, biological process: protein folding; chaperone-mediated protein complex assembly. The transcript is spliced from 6 exons.